This is a messenger RNA of Acanthoscelides obtectus, 445 nucleotides long. Lineage: Eukaryota; Metazoa; Arthropoda; Insecta; Coleoptera; Chrysomelidae. The record is from the annotation of a GenBank genome assembly.
AGCGAGGUGUGCAAGUAGUUCGGUACGCAGAAUAAGUACCUCGACAUCAGCGACAUCAGCCUUUGACAUUGGAAGAUUUCAGAAAACAAUAAUAAAUUCAUCUGACUAUAAAAUAAAUACAUAGUCCAAUAGAUUCAAUUGAUUUCUUGACGGUGAAAGAUCUAGCAUGGGAUGGAAGCAACCGAGUUAUUUAUGAAAAUAUGUGGAGAUGAAUAUUAAAAUUAUUACUCAUGGUGAACCAGGGAAUUACCUACUAGGCAACACAAAAAGAAAUUGUCCAUAUCAGGUUCCCAAAUUGUUCAGUGACAUGGAAGAUGCUGACUACUAUAUACAGGCAGCCAAACGACUACAGAAGAAAAACAACGGAUACAAAUUAAAAAUUAUAGUUAUUCCGUGGUAUUCAUGUGUUAUGUUUGUUAUUUCAAAUAAACAUGAUAAUAGGUAA